Sphenostylis stenocarpa is the source of this 750-nucleotide messenger RNA. NCBI's taxonomy places the organism in Eukaryota, Viridiplantae, Streptophyta, Magnoliopsida, Fabales, Fabaceae. The record is from the annotation of a GenBank genome assembly.
AUGGUGGAGAGCGUCGAUGUCAAGCUUCUGGUUGCACAAAAGGGGCACAGGGAAACACUAGGUUCUGCAAAGCACCAUGUGUGGGAAAAUGCUGUACAGCACCAGGGUGCACCAAAGGUGCUGGGGGACCACGCCACUUUGCAAAGGCCAUGGUGGAGGAAAAUUCUGUGCAUACCAGGGUGGUGGAAUUUGAAGAGAUGCUCUUGGGGCCAUCCUGGGCCAGAACAUAGCAAUCAACAUUCAUUGACAAGGGGGAAGACAGGUCCGUGUGCACUUCAUAGUGGGCUAGUGCUAGAUAAGAGAGUUCAUGGAGGCGUAUCCUCGGGACCAGCUAUUCAGGAUAUUUAUGGUAGGAAACUGGAUGUACUGAAGCAGAUAGUCAUUAACCAAUAUAUGAUGGAUGUGGAUAUGAUCCAAAUCAGUAACCCACAGACAGCUGGUGCGAUGACCUGUUCUGAUGCUAAACUAAACGAAGUUGCAAGUACUCAUCUCCCAGCAGGGGAAGAUGGUCAUACACCAAUGUUGGUAGCUGUUCCUGAAGGCAGGGUGCAUGGUGGGAGUCUGAUGGCAAUGCUGAAGGGGAAUUCUGGCCUUGGUACAAGCGUUGGGAGGGGUUUAUUGUGUGAUUCAUCACUGACAAGUAAAGCUUGCAUCGUUAGUAUGUUAUUACAUAGACGGCUCCAUGAAGAGAAAUUUUACCCUUCAUUUGGUGAUGAUAUCACUAAUACUAUGAUGUCAAUAGCAUCAUAA